Molecule: messenger RNA, 2466 nt
Organism: Fusarium vanettenii 77-13-4
Lineage: Eukaryota; Fungi; Ascomycota; Sordariomycetes; Hypocreales; Nectriaceae
Exons: 2
Coding region: 1-2466 (821 amino acids)
Source: RefSeq, a predicted model, not a curated record
AUGGAUGCCGUCAUUCAAGAGUGUGUGGCAGAGCACAAGGAGUUGCUUCAGGUCCAUGACCACUGUCCUGAACGGGCAUAUGUUGAAGUGCAAGUCCCUGCAGAUGCCAAGAAAGUUGUAGCGGUCACUUUCACCGCAGUAUCGCAUGAUCAAGGUUGGGCGAGCAAGCAGGAAGAGCCAUCAUUCACAUGGUUUGACGCUUCAGUCAAGCGCCCAGAAGGUCGAGGAGAUCUACGCACCAUCACCGUCUUUCACAAUCGCCUGGCAAACAAAGAAUUCUUUGAGCUCAAUACGAGGUGGCACCUUCGCGAUGGACCUCGUCGUCGACUCUGGAUCGAAGCCCUCCGCCCUGGAGAUGUUAUUCAACUCAUUCCUAGAGCAAUCUACACAGCUUGGGUGAACAUCGUCAAGGAAUGUCGGAUCAAAAUCGAAUAUGAGACCAAGACCAUACACGAAGAGCUCGAUGAGCUACACUUAUUUUCCAACAUUGAGCAUUACAACACAUUUUUGAGCGUCAACGACCAAGAAAUCCGACUUCUUCACGUCGAACCAGGCGAAUUUGACGAUCCCAUCAAGGCAUACUUCAGUCAAGCCAGCCUUAAUGAUGCUGAGAAUAGAUCUCUCAGCUUUGAUGCGCUUUCAUAUUGCUGGGGAGACGUCACAGACCGUACCGACAUUUUCCUGGCCCCCGACAAAGACGACGUGAAGCUUGACGGUGCCCUCCAACGGUUCAGUGUCGGUCGAUCAGCCGCCGAGGCUCUUCGACGGUUGAGAAAAAAGCAAGAGAUUCUGACAAUCUGGAUUGAUGCUGUUUGUAUCAACCAAGAUGAUCUCGAAGAGAGAGCUCAACAAGUCACGCUCAUGAGCUCUAUCUACUCGCUCGCCUCGACCGUACACAUUUGGCUUGGAGAAAACAACGUCGGCGUCGAAACCUGCCUUGGACUCAUUCGAGAUAUCUGCAACUACAACAGCCGUCAAUGUCCUGGUGGUGAUGGCUGUUCAUGCUCAGGCACUCCUCACGGUUUGUCCUUGGAGGAGAUGGAUGCCCAUAUGGACGCCCAAAAGAAGGAGAAAAUCCCAAUCUCUUUCCAGAGCAUGUGGGAGGUCUUUGACAUUCAUGAAAAGAGUUGGUCAAGAGAAAUCAUCGAUCUUGCGGGCUGGUACGGUAACACACAACUGUCUUUCCUGAUGAGCACGCUUUUCGAAAAUCCCUGGUUCACUCGAGUAUGGGUAGUUCAAGAAGCCUUGUCCGCGAAAAAGGCUUUGGUACACUGUUCAGGUGAACAGGUCCUCUGGGAAGAGCUUUUGCAGGUGAACAGUUGGCUAGGAGAUCCGCGUUUCCGAGGACAGAGUCCGCAUAUCAUGUCACAAGCCAUCAUGCAACCGAUUUGGAAAUCGUUGAAGCCAAAAGGGAGAACAACAGAGACUCCCAUCACUCCAGUGGACGCUGAAGAUACAGGGAAACUCUCUGGAAUCUUUGAUGUUUUCUUUGCUGGACUGGACCUCAAAGCAACAGAUCCCCGAGACAAGCUCUUUGCUCUGCUAACCUUUGCAGACGAAACUCAUGUGGCGGAAGACCUGGAUGACUUGAUCCGCCCCAACUAUGACAAACCCGCCGAACGAGUCUUUGCUGACUUCACUCGCUGGUGGAUCCGAGAACAUGACUCACUCGCCAUCUUAUCCGCUGUUCAUUGCCACCCAGCUCGAACAUGGAGAAGAACUGUUGGGUCAGAUUAUCCCGAGAUGGAGCCUAACAGACCAACUUGGUCUGUAAGCACAAUUGGAAACUCGAGAUGGGUUCAAGCAAAUCUCAACGCUCGCUUCAAGUUUUCGGCAGGCGGCAAAACGAAACCCAACAAUGAUCUCCUCAAGACCUCUAAUCCUUUGAUCAUCCGACUAUCAGGCCACUACGUCUCCGAGAUUGCUGCCAUCAGCCACUACCCCAUCGAGUACCUCUACCCCUUUGCCCACGACAACGGAGAGCAAAGCGACAUAUGUGCAGUUUUUGACAAGCUCUUUGAUCCAUGCGGAUUCACAGGUCUCUGGACCCUUAAGCCCAACGACGAGACUGUUGAAAAGGCUCGCCACAAGUAUGAGGAUCAUGUCAUCGCCCACUGGAACUAUGUCAGAAGGCCAAACCUGCAAGUUUUGACGCCAGCUGGUGCGCCAGAGUUGGAGAGGCACGAGACAGACUUCGUUCCUACGUGUCUUGAUCCUUGCUUCUUUGUCGCCGAAAAUGGACAGUAUGGGCUGUGUCCUUGGCCCUCAAAGGUGGGAGAUGUGAUUGUGGUGUUGCAUGGUGGAAAUGUGCCGUAUCUGCUGCGGCCGGUUAAGAAUGAGGACGGGUCGAGUGGAGGGGGUUUUGAGUUUAUUGGUGAAUGUUUUGUGGAUGGAAUCAUGCAUGGGGAGUUUCUGCAGUCUUUAGGGGGUAUGGCGGAAGCACAUGAGGUUUUUGAUAUUAUCUAG